AUGGCAGGUAACAACUCAGUGAAUGAUGGUCUUUUGCUGCAACCAUUGACUCCCCGGAACAUUGUUGUGCAGAUCCUGGUCAUAAUUUUUCUUUGCAUCAACAUGUUGCUCAUUGUCACCAUUUUUAAAAAGGAAUGCUUUCACACAUCUGCACGCUAUAUCUUAUUUUCUGUAACAUUAUUGUCAGACAGCUUAUUGUUAUUGAUGUCUGAUAUCCUGCUAAUCUUGACCGUUUUUAAACUUACAUUGCAAGUUUGGUUGUGUACAAUUAUCACUCUUGUUGUGAGUCUGUAUUCUACUAUCACACCAGUUACUCUGACAGCAAUGACUCUGGAGCGCUAUGUGGCCAUUUGUAUGCCUCUGCAUCACGGACAGCUGUGCUCCACACGCAGCACUGUGUACUGUAUCCUGAUCAUUCACGGCCUCAGCUCUGGGCCCUGCAUUGUUAUUCUCUCCAUGUUCUUUGCUUCUGCCUCUCUUAGUUUCUACAAACAAUAUAUGAUGUGCAGUGUAGAGUCUUUUAUCCUUUACAGGUGGCACGAUCAUGUUCGCUCAGCUGUGAAUCAAUUUUAUUUCUUGAUUAUGGGCAUCACUAUUGUUUUCUCAUAUGUAAAAAUAAUGAAAGUGGCCAAAGCUGCAUCUGGAGAAAAUAAGAAGUCGACACAUAAAGGACUCAGAACAGUGGUUCUUCAUGCUUUUCAGCUGCUCCUCUGUCUCAUUCAGCUGUGGACCCCAUUCAUAGAAACUGCUGUCCUUCAGAUUGAUUUUAAUUUAUUCAUGGAUGUCAGAUUCUUUAACUAUAUAUCAUUUUGUAUUGCUCCAAGGUGUCUGAGUCCUCUCAUCUAUGGCCUCAGGGAUGAAAAAAUUUUUCUUGAACUGAAAAAUUAUGCCUACUUCAUCCUGUUCAAAAUAAGCAUAACUUGA
Messenger RNA from Archocentrus centrarchus (flier cichlid), 924 nucleotides. RefSeq names its product odorant receptor 131-2-like. NCBI's taxonomy places the organism in Eukaryota, Metazoa, Chordata, Actinopteri, Cichliformes, Cichlidae. Gene Ontology annotation, biological process: detection of chemical stimulus involved in sensory perception of smell; G protein-coupled receptor signaling pathway. Gene Ontology annotation, cellular component: membrane. The record is from RefSeq and is a predicted model, not a curated record. Gene Ontology annotation, molecular function: odorant binding; olfactory receptor activity; G protein-coupled receptor activity.